AUUUACAAGAUUAACAGUCGUUUGUUUACUUUAAAUUUAAAACAAAGUAUAGAAGACUUUAAAAAAUAAAAAAAAUGAAAGCAUUGAUUUUACUUGCAUUUUUCGUUGGAUGCAAUGGGUAUUCCUACAUUAUUCCAGCUAGUUUCAGAACUCCUGGAAUUUGUUUCUUUAAUGGACGUAUUUUGCCAAAGGGUAACAGUCAGGUGCCAAUGGUAUGUCAAAAUACCAACUGUCGUGAUGAUGGAUCAAUUGUGGUUGACGGAUGCGGACGCAUUUCGCUUCCAAAUUGCACAUUGAUCGAAGACAAAAGUUCUAUGAAAUCGUAUCCUGACUGUUGUGAAAUGACUUAUCAGUGCGUUGAUCCUAAUGGAAUCACUUACACUAAGGAAUGGAAUCAAUUGUAUCCUAACCCUAGCCCACCGGCGGCGGAGGAAAAUUCUGAUGGUCAAAUAGUUCCAUCUGAAAAAGAACCGAAACAGGAUUACAAAAUGGUGUCACCUUUUCUCCUGCAGCUAAUGUUGUUUGUAUAAGGUAGGAACGCCAAAUAAG
Episyrphus balteatus (marmalade hoverfly) is the source of this 549-nucleotide messenger RNA. RefSeq lists its product as uncharacterized. The record is from RefSeq and is a predicted model, not a curated record. The coding region runs from base 75 to 530 and encodes 151 amino acids. The transcript is spliced from 3 exons. NCBI's taxonomy places the organism in Eukaryota, Metazoa, Arthropoda, Insecta, Diptera, Syrphidae.